AUGAGUGAAACCGAACCUGACUUUCCCAUAGAGAACACCUCAAAGGCCGAGAAGUAUGAACGUUGGACUGCUUCCAACAACAAGGCCAAUGCAUACAUGCUCGUCAACAUGUCAAAAAUGCUAAGGACUAAGAUGGAGAAUGUUGAAACUACUUACGACAUCAUGGAGAAACUCCAAGAAAUGUUUGGGCACAAGUCAUCGCAAGCUAGUUUCGAGGCUACCAAGAAGUAUGUGAAUUGUAGGAUGGCACCUGGCCAACAUGGUCAUGAUCAUUUCAUUAAGAUGAUGAAAUACUUCCAAGAAGUUGAGCUGCAUGGAGCAACAGCUGAUGAGAAGACUCAAGUUGGAAUCAUUCUCAACAACCUUGCACGUAGUUUCCUUAUGUUCACCACGAACUAUUUCUUUAACAAGCUAGACUAUGGAAUGACUCAGCUGUUGAAUGAGCUCCAGAUGUAUGAAGGAAUAAACAGUGGACCGAGUAAUGGACCUGAGAAGAAGGCUGCCACUAUCAGGGGCUCAAGGUGA
This is a messenger RNA of Humulus lupulus (European hop), 525 nucleotides long. RefSeq lists its product as uncharacterized. The transcript has a single exon. The coding region runs from base 1 to 525 and encodes 174 amino acids. Lineage: Eukaryota; Viridiplantae; Streptophyta; Magnoliopsida; Rosales; Cannabaceae. The record is from RefSeq and is a predicted model, not a curated record.